This is a messenger RNA of Urocitellus parryii (Arctic ground squirrel), 444 nucleotides long. NCBI's taxonomy places the organism in Eukaryota, Metazoa, Chordata, Mammalia, Rodentia, Sciuridae. The record is from RefSeq and is a predicted model, not a curated record.
AUGUCUGCUUUGUGGCUGUUGCUGGGCCUCUUGGCCUUGACUGACUUAUCUGAAAGCAGCAAUUGGGGAUGUUACGGAAACAUCCGAACCCUGGACACCCCAGGAGCAUCCUGUGGGGUUGGAAGACGUCACGGCCUGAACUACUGUGAGAUGCAAUCCAUGGCCCGCCAAUUCCGUAGCUCUGGGCCCAAGGACCCAAAUCUUUAUGCUCCCUCAUCCUGGAUCACUGAAUCCCAGGUUUCCCAGAUAACUGGGGUUCUGACUUCUAGAAUCAAAGAAAUCCAGAGGCGAUUUCCUACCUGGACCCCCGACCAGUACCUGAGAGGUGGACUCUGUGCCUACAGUGGGGGCCCUGGCUUUGUCAGAAGCAGCCAGGACCUGGGCUGUGACUUCUGCAAUGAUGUCCUUGCACGAGCCAAGUACCUCAAGAGACAUGGCUUCUAG